UUUCCUGCUUAAAAAAACAUUAAAAAAAAAAAGAAAAAAAGAAAAAAAAAAAGAACACCACCACCACCUACUUCUCUAUCUCUCUCUCUCUGCGCGCUCACUAAUCUUACAAAUGGAAGCUCUGGGAUCUUCCAAGCAACCACUUCCUUUUCAAUCUCUCUCUUCUCUCUUUCUCUCUCAAUCUCUCCUAUAAUUUCAUGCCGGUAGUGCCCCAAAAAAAAAAAAAAAUCUCUAAUUUGUUGAUCUUAUUGCUUUUUUUUUUUUUUUUUUUUGGUUUAACCGAAAAACGGUUACGGAACGUUCGCUUAACCGUUCAAGCUUCCGCUGAUAUAGAAAACCAACACCUACUAUAUUUUCUGCUUUAAUUUCUUCUUCCUUUUUUUUUUUUUUAAUAGUCUCUGGUUUUUAAUUUAAUCAAAAAGGGUUUGGGACAUGGCUGCGCUGAAUGUUGGAACACAGUUUAUACGCUGUCCUUUGUCGGUCUCUGAAUCUGGACCUUUGACUUCGUUUUCGGCGGGGAAGCUAGGGUUUGUUAAGCUUCUGCCGGAAAAUGCGAUUGGAUUGUUCGACAAUGAAAGGAGAAGGAGUUUGGGGUUUUCGAAGCAUGUUAAGGCAAUGGGGGAUUAUGCAACCAGUACCAUUUCUGGUUUCUGAUAUUUACAAAAAAAUCCUUCUAGGUAAGGACAUUCGCCAUAUGUCAACCAUUGGUAAGUCGACAAACAUUGUGUGGCAUAAAUGCACAGUGGACAAACUUGACAGGCAAGAGUUACUUCAGCAAAAAGGCUGUGUCAUAUGGAUUACUGGUCUCAGUGGUUCAGGUAAAAGCACUUUGGCAUGUGCUUUGAGCAGAGCCUUGCACUUGAGGGGGAAGCUGGCCUACAUCCUUGAUGGUGACAAUAUUCGACAUGGUCUAAACAGUGAUCUUAGUUUCAAAGCAGAAGAUCGUGCAGAAAACAUACGUAGGAUUGGUGAGGUAGCAAAGCUAUUUGCAGAUGCUGGCAUCAUUUGCAUAGCUAGUUUAAUAUCUCCUUACAGGAAGGACCGAGAAGCCUGCCGUUCCCUACUGCCAGAAGGAGAUUUCAUUGAGGUAUUCUUGGAUGUGCCACUUCAAGUGUGUGAAAGUAGGGAUCCAAAGGGCCUCUACAAGCUUGCACGGGCAGGAAAGAUCAAAGGCUUUACGGGGAUCGAUGAUCCAUAUGAGUCACCAAUAAAUUGUGAGAUAGCAUUGCAACAGAAGGGGAAGGACUGUCUAUCGCCAAGUGAUAUGGCUGAAACAGUGAUUUCUUACUUGGAGGAGAAAGGGUAUCUCCAGGCUUGAGAGCUUAAAAAAGCCUCCAGUUUCUUGUUGCAAGGACUGGUUUUUACCUUGUAGUGUAGCAGUAGCUCCAAUAGUGAAAAUACGCUCUUUGUCACCACUCAGAAAAUGCUCGUUUUCUGUGAAAUUUGGUUCCACCAAAGUAAUUAAUCAAUCGAUUAAUUUUAAAAUAAGUCUUUGGAAAGCCAGUUAUGUAUAAUGUGGCUUUUAUGGAUAUGAACUGUAUCAAUUAUCAGUAAGUAGGAAUCUGGUUGUGGAAUAAAACAUUUCUGUAAUGCAUCUGGUGUGCUUGUAAUCACGAAGGCUUUUGCCUAUUUUUAUUUGUAUCAACAAACAUUUGUUCCCCCUCA
Messenger RNA from Ziziphus jujuba (common jujube), 1665 nucleotides. Its product is annotated as adenylyl-sulfate kinase, chloroplastic. The record is from RefSeq and is a predicted model, not a curated record. NCBI's taxonomy places the organism in Eukaryota, Viridiplantae, Streptophyta, Magnoliopsida, Rosales, Rhamnaceae. Bases 551 to 1318 code for a protein of 255 amino acids. The transcript has 7 exons. Gene Ontology annotation, biological process: sulfate assimilation. Gene Ontology annotation, molecular function: ATP binding; adenylylsulfate kinase activity.